Molecule: messenger RNA, 528 nt
Organism: Sporothrix brasiliensis 5110
Lineage: Eukaryota; Fungi; Ascomycota; Sordariomycetes; Ophiostomatales; Ophiostomataceae
Exons: 1
Coding region: 1-528 (175 amino acids)
Biological process (GO): regulation of transcription by RNA polymerase II
Cellular component (GO): mediator complex
Molecular function (GO): transcription coregulator activity
Source: RefSeq, a predicted model, not a curated record
AUGGCUCAUCCACUCGCCCUGCCCACGACUUUCUCGCCCGAUGCGCUCGACACGACAGCCGAGCUUGCAGCCAUUCUCGCGCGUCUUCGGCCGCCGCAACCAGCUGGCAGUGGCGCCCAAACCGGAGCUGCAGCGGGUGCCAGUGGCGGUGCCGCAUCUGGAGCACCUACAGGCGGACCGGCGGGCGGAGCAGCAGGGGACGGCGGCGGGGCCAACGAGGGCGAGACGCUGGGCGCGUCCAUGGGCGGCGCCGCGGCGGCGGCGGCUGCUGCUGGUCCGCCCAUCAGCCUACGCGACCUGCCGACCGCCACGGACAGCCUCAAGCACAAACUGCAGCACGCGCGUGUGCAAAUCAAGGCGCUGCCUGACGUCAACCGCACAGUGGCCGCCCAAGAGGCUGAAGUGCGGCAGCUGGAGGCGCGCAUCGAGGCCCAAAAGGCGAUGCUGGCACGGCUGCGGGCGGACGGCGUGCGGUUCGCAGCUGCUGGAGAGCAGGAGCAGCGCGACGCCGACAAGAUGGAGCUGUGA